GAGGCAGUGCUGGCAUGAAGAGGAAGGUGACCUUCAGAGCACAGAAGGAGAGGUUAGCAUGGGCCAAGGAAAUGAACUGGUAUAUGUCAGGAAUUCUACUAGGAGGUCACUGAUGUUGUAUUUCAUGUCACACUCAUAACAACUAUGACUUCGACAUUACGAUCCUCAUUUCAUGAGUGAAAACCUGAGGCUCAGAGAGGUCAAAUAACUUUCUCUAAACAUCUAUGCAGCCCAUAGGCAAUAGAGCUGGGAUGCAGGCCUGUGCUUUUUCAUCUAUGCUCUUUCCACCGUGUGACCCUUUGAGACGGUGUGCAGGAUGCAGACAAAUCUGUAAGAGGGAAGAUGAGGAACAGAAGACGUUUUGAAAGAUUAAGUUUAAACCUGAUAAUCUUUUUUGUGCAAUUUUCAUCCACUACUUGAGUUCCUGGGAACUUGCUUUCUGGAUUCCAUUUAUAGCACAGUGCUUUGGCAUAACAGAGUGUUUACUUUAACAUUUCUUUAUUCUACUGCCAGGACAUUGGUUUUGUCUCGUCAUUGUACAGUCUACCUAAAUGUUUUCAAUCAUUUAAAUGACUGUAUUGCGUUUAGGUAAGUGGAUGAAGAAGCUUCUUCUUUUGGCUUAUCUCAGGGCCAAACAUCCUUGAAUUCAAACAUGGGGUUGCUGCUUUCUUUACUGCAAAAUCAUCUCUGCAGAGCAGAUCUACAGAGCAAGCAAACAGGGAAGAACCCCUUGAAGGUGGUAUGCCUGGUGCUAGCCAUCUUUGGGACACAAUCUCAUGGAUACGAGGUUUAUAACAUCAUCAGCCCAAACAAUAAUGGCGGCAAUCUUCAGGAGACAGUGACAGUUGACAAUGAAAAAAAUUUCGCCAUCAUUAACAUCCAUGCAGGAUCAUGCUCCUCUACCACAGUUUUUGACUAUAAACAUGGCUACAUCGCAUCCAGGGUGCUCUCCCGAAGAGCCUGCUACAUCCUGGACAUGAAACAUAAAGCCAUCCCUGCUCUGGACCAACUAAAACGAUACAUCUAUGAGAGGAAGGCUCUGACAAACAUGUACUCGGACAAAUACAUCUGGGUCAAGUACAGCCCACUGCAGUCUCUGAUCACUCAUGUAGACUGGUUCCUGUUCGGCUCCCCCAUCAAGCAGCUCUGCAGUCAUGUCCCCCUGUAUAAGGGAGACGUGGUGGAGAAGACACAUGACAUCCGUGCUGAAGCCUGCGCAAAGACCGGACUCCUGGGUAUCCUUGGAAUCUCCAUCUGCGCGGGCACUGAUGCUUAGGCACUGAGCCCACUGGUGUCAUCUUUUCAAAGACACAGCCCCUUGGUUUCCACUCAGCAGCCAAAUUAAGCUCUUUCCCAACACCCUAACUAAUGUUGAGACUCAGUAGUAAAACAUAAAUCCUAUAUUUCCAGAUAUAUGGGUGUUUGCUUUUUUUUGUAAACAGCAACGGGAAGCCAAACAAUGUUGAUGUCAACCUACAGAAGGAAAGAAUUUACCAGAACUUCAAGUGAAGCACAAAAGGUGCGAAAGCUCCCAGAUAAUAACGCUGAGUCAUUGCAGGCUGGUCUGCUGGGUGCAAGUGUACAUCUUGUCUCUGCCCACCAGACCAGCCACCCAUCUGUCCACCAAAAUGAAGGGAGUUAAGGGUACACUUAUACUGAUGAGUACUGAGGAAUGUAUAGAAUUGUUGAAUCAAUACAUUGUACACGUGAAGCUGGUAUAACACUGUAUGUUAAUUGUACUUGAAUAAAAAAAUAAGAAAACAAAAUAUUCAUUAAAAAUAACAAAAAACAACCACUUGUACAGGCCGCAGGAGGCAGCGGCCUCCACCCUGGGAGGGGGGUGGGUUUGCCGUACUGUUAUCAAACGGCUUGACUGCUCAGGUGAAGGAAACUAUCCUCUAUGACAAGGCACCCAGCUCGGAGGGCCAUUCACA
This is a messenger RNA of Neofelis nebulosa (Clouded leopard), 1934 nucleotides long. RefSeq names its product gastrokine 2 (gene GKN2). Bases 653 to 1276 code for a protein of 207 amino acids. Gene Ontology annotation, biological process: regulation of cell population proliferation. Lineage: Eukaryota; Metazoa; Chordata; Mammalia; Carnivora; Felidae. The record is from RefSeq and is a predicted model, not a curated record. The transcript is spliced from 6 exons.